Molecule: messenger RNA, 1117 nt
Organism: Zymoseptoria tritici IPO323
Lineage: Eukaryota; Fungi; Ascomycota; Dothideomycetes; Mycosphaerellales; Mycosphaerellaceae
Exons: 8
Coding region: 20-1117 (365 amino acids)
Biological process (GO): positive regulation of transcription by RNA polymerase II
Molecular function (GO): DNA-binding transcription factor activity, RNA polymerase II-specific; zinc ion binding; sequence-specific DNA binding
Source: RefSeq, a predicted model, not a curated record
AUGCCGAACGUGUCCGAUCAUGGAUUCGUCGCCGCAGCGCCGUCCGGCGCGAGUGAGUGCUUGUCAAAGGUGUCGGAGAAGGAAGCAGAAAUGCGAUCUCAAGCAUCCGAGCUGCUCCAAUUGCGAGAGUGCAAGUGUAGCGUGUCUCACAUACAUCUCGAGCAAACGAGCCGACCUUCCUAGAACUUACAUAUCGGAUCUGGAAUCCGAAGUGGAAAGGUUGGCUCGUGAGAAUCGAGAACUCCAAAUACUUCUUCGCUCGCGCGAAGCGAACGAGCAGCAUUCACCAUACACCUCCGCCUCUACGUCGACACAGGAACUCGGCAGUCGUCUCACGCAAGACUCAGAGACUCCCGGUCCACACCUCCAGGACUUUGUAACGAGCGUCUGUAGCGUCGUAGUCGAGUCCACGGGUCUUCCACGAUUCCUCGGACCAAGCAGCGGCAUCACACUCGCCAAGAUGGUCAUGGCAUCAGUGCGGCCCGAUGCUCUCACACGCACUCGGCGAGACUCCGUACAGCGGCCAGACACCGCCCGCUCGCAGACCUCAGUAGCCGCGGCCGAAUCUUGUCUCCCACCUCGCCAUGCCGCCGAUCAUCUCGUGGAAGUCUACUUCCAAUAUCGCACACCACAUCUGCCUAUUGUCCAGCGAGCUCAAGUUGCGAAGGUCCUCGACAGCGCGUACCUGCACUCCAACUGUGGUCAGAUUGCAGAUCGAGACGCACAACGAGAUGUCUUCACCACUUACAUGAUACUUGCUAUCGCUCUUUGCAAGGUUCCCAAUCCGUCCGGUGGCACGAAUCGAGUCUCGCAAACUCAAUUUGUCUCGAUGUGUCCAUGGCAAGGCAGCUUGUGGCAUCUGGUCGGCAUUGCCAUGCGCCUCUCUGUCGACAUGGGAUUGCACUGGGAGACUGAGGAUCACCUUCUCAACACCGACUCAGACUUACUCUACGAGCGCCGUCGCUUAUGCUUGAAUCGGAGAUCAGGCAUGUACAGCAGAGUCAGAGCUGGCCUACUCGGCUGGCUUCCCCGAAACCGAAUUUCGUGGCAUGGAGUUCGGAUAUCCGUCCUCGCUUGCGGGAGUGGCCGCAGUCGAACGUUAGACUUUCAACGGUAG